CUGUCUGUCUGUCUGUCUGUCUGUCUGUCUGUCUGUCUGUCUGUCUAGCUAUCUACCUCUGUCAAUCUCUCAAAACCUCUGUGUCAAUUAACCUCACUAACUAUAUUUCUAUCCAUCUUUUUAAUCAAUAUCAUUAUCUAUUUUUCAGUCUUUAUUUCAUAAACUUCUCUCUCUAUCUGUCUUUGUGUUCCUGUCUGUCUUAUCCAUCAUUGUCAGUCUGUCUGUCCUUAGUCUUUCAGGUUGAUAUAAUGCCAGGGGGGUCUACAAAAAAGAUUUGUCCCUUUUGUCAGGGCAUUCUAUUUUGUGCACAGAAGAUCUGUUCUAAUUGUAAAAAGGAGCAGCCUCUGAAGCAGCGGCUCAAGAAGAAGCUUCAGAGGUUUGAUGAGAAGCGAGAGGAAUGGGUGGUUGGACGUAAGAAGAACCACAACAUUGCAUCCAUCAAGGAUGAAUCCAUUGUCAUGCUUGAAAAACUACAUGCCAGUGGAUACAAGCCAAUUUUGCUUCUUGGCAAGGAGACCAAGAAGAAAGAAUACAAGUGUGAAAUAUUAACCCCUCGCUGCAAACUCUCCACCUAUGCCCAGGACUACCUUCAGAAGAUAGGUUUAUUUUAUGAAUACCUUUGUGAAGGUUGGAACGAAGAUUCCAGUGGCCAUGAUGAUCAGCUGUUUACGCUGCACCCCACACCCAGUGACCCAUUGGAGAACACGAGCAACCGGGAGGAGGUGCGGAACACACAGGUGGAAGAGACAAAAAACAUGCUGGUGGAGCAGAUAAGCAACCAGGAGGAGCAGGUGGAACAGAUGACAAUUAAGGAGGAGCAGGUGGAGCAGGUGACCAUCAAGGAGGAAAAGGUGGAACAGAUGACUAUUAAGCAGGAGCAGGUGGAGCAGGUGACCAUUAAGGAGGAGCAGGUGGAGCAAAUGAGCACUACAGAAGGGCAGGUGGAGCAGAUGAGCACUAUGGAGGGACAAGUGCGACGCUCCAGCCGCUUUGCAAAGGCUUGUCUGGAGAAUCCCGGAGAGAUGACCUUGACUUCCUGAAAGGAGCUCAGGAGGUCCUUUUUGGUGAUCGAGGAUGGCCAAUAUCCACUCCUAAGGAGGUCCUUCAAGUCAGGGGUCCACUGAUGCUGGCACGUCUGACAAACAUAUAGUGGCUGAUGCAAGUCAAAACGCCCUGGGAACAAAAAAGAAUGUAAAAAAUGAUCCACAUAAUUUUACAACAGUUAAGUAAUUCUGCAUGUUGUAAAUGGUUGAGAGACAUUGCACAAGUUCCUAUAAUCCCAGUUCAGCAUAAUUAACCAUACCUAACUUCUUGUGUAGUGUCACACAUUGUUUACAUUUGUCUAACUCGCUAAAUUCCAAACAGCUGUGCUGUUUAGACUUCAUGCUGGAAGGAUGCAAAGGAUGUUAUUGUUUUGCAACAGCUAACAAAUUAUUAUUUUUUGUUUGCGAAGGACAAAAAUUAAAGAUGUAUGUCUUAGUUUCGGCUAAUGGCAAUACCAUGUGCUAUACAAUAGGUUUUGACACAACUGUAAUUGUAAGCAUAAUGGCACAGCACACUAUUGUGAAAAACAUAAAAUCUACAAAAUAUAC
Molecule: messenger RNA, 1592 nt
Organism: Silurus meridionalis
Lineage: Eukaryota; Metazoa; Chordata; Actinopteri; Siluriformes; Siluridae
Product: ring-infected erythrocyte surface antigen-like
Exons: 4
Coding region: 249-1040 (263 amino acids)
Source: RefSeq, a predicted model, not a curated record